AUGGAUGGCUUUAUUAAUUUAAAGAAGUUUAAUUGUUGCGGUAACAAAAUAACUAGUUUAGAUUUGUCAGGUUCCCCUAAACUUGAAGAUUUGCAGUGUCAUAAUAAUAACCUCGAUGACUUACAAUUUCUAAACUAUCUAGAUCCAAAAAACUUAACAAUAUUGAAGAUUUCUAACAAUGACUUUCCUUCUACUGAUUUCAUUCGCAAUGGAAAAUUCAAUCGCUUUUAUGGUUCUUUAAAAGAGUUAAAAAAUCUUGAAGAGUUAAAAUCACUGGGUAUCAGUUCUACAGAUGUUAGUGAAGAAGGUCUAGAAUUAUUGCCAAAUUUAGAGAAAAUCUAUUGUCAAGACUAUGAUAGUAAUAACUACCCAAUAGAACACUCAUCGCAGAAAGAAAAUAAUUCCAAACUGGCCAUCUAUGAAAGUUCAGUAAAUGCCCAAGAAUGGUUAGAAAAGAAUUGUUCUAAAGAAAAAAGAGAACAGAUAAUUGACUUACUUAUCAAUAAUAAAGGGUUGGAAGGAAAUCUAAAAGUAGAAAAUUUUCCUAUGCUAAAAGUAUUGUAUUCUUCCUUUAAUCCUAUUAAAAGAUUGUCACUUAUUAAUCUACCAAGUCUUAUUUCUGUUAAAUCAACUUCAAACGGUCCAAUUGAAGAAGUAAAGGUUAAUAGGUGUCCUAACAUUCAUCACUUUAUAAUUAAGAAUAAUCUAAUUUCUAGUUUUGAUUUUAAUAGUUUAAAUCCAGAAAAGUUGACUGAACUAGAUAUUAGUAAUAAUAAUUUUCCUGAACAAGAUUUAUCUUUUCUUGCUCUAUUUGUUAAUUUAAGUGAGUUGUAUAUUGGUAAUCAUAAUGAAGAAAAAGUAAAAAAUGGAACUUACAAUCAUUUUACUGGUUCUUUAAAACCUUUGAAAGAUAUGAAAAAAUUGACAUAUUUGGCUAUUGAAUCAACUGAUAUUGAUAGAGGAUUAGAAUUCUUAUCCGCUAGUGUAAAGAAAAUAAAUUGUUAUAACCGUGGUCAAAAGGAUAAUGCUGGUUGUCUAAAAAUUAAAGAGGAGUUAGAAAUACUUGCUCCUUGGAGACAAGCCAAGACUUUGCCUCAACAGUUGGAAACUGCUAAUGCUACUAUAAAUACUGUGCGAACAGAAUUAAGGAUUAUUGUUGAUAUAAAUGCCGACAGUUUAAGGCCUUUUAGAUUAGCUCGAGACAACUUACCUGAAGUUCAAAACCGUUUGACUAAUAUUGAAAAUCAAAUUAAGAACAUUUUAGGACGCAAUAAUGAUAAUGCUCUGCCAGAAAAUUGGAUAGAACAAAUACCAAAUAACAGAACAUUGUUGCAAAGAAUGAGAUCUCCUGAAACUAUAAUUGCAAGUGCCAUUACAGGAACAUUUGGAAUCAUUGGUAUCCUUAUCACGUCUACUCUUGAGUUUCAUCAAAGGUUAAAAGCCUUGGCAAGUAAAGAAAAGUGUCUUAUGAUAGAGAUUUUAGAGCAAGCGAUUGAACUUUAUGAAAAAGAUAGAAAAGAAAGGAAAAAAAAAGUAGUUGGGAAAGCAGAUUUAGCAACUUUCCUUUCUACUACAACCGAGAAGUUGCAGAUUAAUGGAGAUGUUUUUUCUUAUUUAGAUACUAGUAAGUGUGGGAGUUUUCCAAUUAGAGAAUUAAGGUUUCAACUAGAUGCUAGUUCUAAAACAGUUGACUUCAAUUUGAAAGAUUUUCCAAAACUAACUAAACUUGAAAUAUUUGGAGGUAGAUCAAUCAAUAGUCUAGAUUUAACCUCUAAUGCUAAGUUAGAAGAAAUUGAAUUGAAUGGUGAAGUGGCAAGAAAUCUCGACUUAAAAAUCUUUUCUCACUUAACUAAUUUAAAAAAGUUGAAAUUAGAUAAAUAUCAUGGUGUAAUUCCUAAGGAUGGAAUAGAAUACUUAAACUUAGACAAGUUAAAGCAUCUCUAUUUAGGUUUAGAACUUUUGCCAUAUAACGAGAGAUCAAAUAGUGGUUAUACUGGCAAGUCUAGAUAUUCGAAUCCUGCGAUAGAUCCUGAACUAGAUAAGAGAAUUACUGAAGUAGAAAAAAUAACACCUGGGUUACAAUAUAAAAGCAAGUUAGAAAUCCUACAAGAGUUUAGAACCCAAAAAUUAAAAGAGUCCAAUAUCCAACCCAAAAAUAUUCUCAAAAGUAAUAGUUUGGAAGUCGUUUAUCAUUGCACUGCACUUAGUCGUUGGGAAAUUUUUACUUGUUUAAUUGAAAAAAAACCUCAUAAUUUAACCGAAUUAACUAGUUUGUUAAAUAAGGAUUAUGCUAAUGUUUGGAAGGAUGUUCAGGCUUUACAAGGUUUAGAAAUCAUUAAACUAAAAAAAGUAGGCAAAGAAAUAAGACCAAUUGCUUUAUAUGACCGAUUAGUGUUUGAUUUUCCAGUUAUUCCUACUACUCUAAGCCAUUAG
Messenger RNA from Funneliformis geosporum, 2433 nucleotides. Lineage: Eukaryota; Fungi; Glomeromycota; Glomeromycetes; Glomerales; Glomeraceae. The record is from the annotation of a GenBank genome assembly.